ACACGCGUGCAGAGUGCGCUGUAAACGCUAAAUAAACGUGUUCUGCUCAGUUCUGCUUUUUACACGUGCGGGUUACAGAAAUCCAGCAAAAUUUUAAUAAAACAAAAUACGGGGAAAACCCAAUUUACUUUAUUUUUAAGAAGAAAAGUAAACUACUUAUUCAUCAAUUGUUUUUUUCUGUGUGUAAUUGUAUAAGAAUAAAAUUUGGAAAAAAUGGAGGAUGAACCAAUGGAGGGUGUCGCGAUUGAGGAUGAGGGUAGCAAUCUGAGCAGCGAAGAACCCACGAACAAAACAAGUUCGAACAAAAAUAAAACAAAGACUCGAUCGAAAGUAUAUCUCCCAGGAAAAUCUUUGAAAGAAGGAGAAGAACUUGUGGUAGAUGAGUCAGCGUAUAGACUACUACAUCAAGCACAAACAGGUGCACCUUGUCUUAGCUUUGAUAUAAUACCAGAUGACUUGGGUAAUUCAAGAGAGACAUAUCCUCUAAGCAUGUACAUGAUUGCUGGUACGCAAGCUGCCAAGGUACAUGUCAAUAAUCUCUAUAUCACCAAAAUGUACAAUUUACACAACAAGCAGCAUUCAGAAGAUUCAGACGAUUCAGAAAUUGAAUCAAGUGAUUCAGAAUACGAUGAAGAUCAUAAGCCACUUAUGAGUGCUGCUUCUAUAAAACAUCAGGGAUGUGUUAAUAGAGUAAGAUGUACAAAAGUUGGCGGAACAGUCCUAGGUGCUAGUUGGAGCGAACUUGGACGUGUAAAUAUUUGGAAUUUACAAGAGCAGUUAAACGCAAUUGAAAAUCCUACUUUGCUUGCUGCGUAUAACAAAAACAACGAAGACAUUAAACCAUUAUACACAUUCAAAGGCCAUCUUUCUGAAGGAUUUGGUCUCGAUUGGUGCCGUGCGGAACUUGGCACUCUAGCAUCUGGAGAUUGCAAGGGUAACAUUCACAUAUGGAGAGUUGACAACACCGGCUCGUCUUGGCACGUCGAUCAAAGACCGUACAAUUCACACGCUCCGCAUAGUGUGGAAGAUUUACAAUGGUCGCCAAAUGAAAAGAACGUACUUGCGUCGUGUUCAGUUGACAAAAGCAUAAAGAUUUGGGACACUCGAGUGAGUCCGCAAGAUGCGUGUAUGUUGACAGCGUCCGGUGCUCAUUCGGCCGACAUCAACGUUAUUUCAUGGAAUCGUACAGAAAGUCAGUUUAUGGUAUCAGGCGGUGAUGACGGACUGCUGUGCGUAUGGGAUUUACGGCAAUUUGGACAAAAUGGUUCAAGUCCAAUUGCUACUUUCAAACAGCACACCGCGCCGGUCACCACUGUGGAGUGGCAUCCUACAGAAGCUACAGUGUUUGCUUCUGGCGGAACUGACGAUCAGAUUGCUCAGUGGGAUUUGUCGGUUGAAGCAGAUAACGUGGACGAACCUCAAGACAGUGAAUUGGCCAAAUUGCCACCACAGUUGUUAUUCAUACAUCAAGGACAAUCGGAUAUCAAAGAAUUACAUUGGCACCCACAGUGUCCAGGUACCAUAAUAUCAACUGCAAAUUCUGGUUUUCACAUAUUCCGGACGAUUAGUGUGUAACGCUAAAAAAAAUAAAGAUAUUGUGUAUAUAAAUGUGUCCUCCGUAAUGGUUAAAUUUCAUAAAACCUCUGUUUUUAUGCCGUACAUUUUUUAAUCUUUUUUUAAUUCAAAUUAUUUCUCUAUGUAAAUUUUAUUUGAGCAAGUGAUAUUUUUAA
Molecule: messenger RNA, 1730 nt
Organism: Pseudomyrmex gracilis
Lineage: Eukaryota; Metazoa; Arthropoda; Insecta; Hymenoptera; Formicidae
Product: glutamate-rich WD repeat-containing protein 1
Exons: 4
Coding region: 214-1575 (453 amino acids)
Molecular function (GO): protein binding
Source: RefSeq, a predicted model, not a curated record